Molecule: messenger RNA, 5063 nt
Organism: Epinephelus moara (kelp grouper)
Lineage: Eukaryota; Metazoa; Chordata; Actinopteri; Perciformes; Serranidae
Product: protein rapunzel-like
Exons: 3
Coding region: 2242-2925 (227 amino acids)
Source: RefSeq, a predicted model, not a curated record
AAUAUUCACACAUUGAAUAAAAUCAGACAUGUACAACCGGCUUGUUCAGUGUCACAUUAGAUAAUACAGUGAGCCUGUAUGCUGAAAUACAGUCUUAUAUCCAAAUAAAUAGGCUUACAAUAAAAGAGCUGUGUCCUCCAGAGCAUAGAAAAUGAUGGAUACAACACAUUGAGGAUACAAACAGGGAGUGGUGGAUACACUUGGGUUGAUUUGUACUCACAGUUGUGUUUAUACUCACUGCCUCCAGGCAUCAUUAAUGCGGCUUUCAAACCGUCACCAGCUCGCUCCUCCUGCCCCCCAGCUAAAAAAACACAAGACCGUCUUGCAACAGAAGCUGUUUGUCACCCUGCAGCCUAAAUAUUACGCAUUUUGACCGCCGACCGACGCACAGCUGAUGUUGCACAAGUGUGGUUAUUCCAGCAGGGCAUCAUAUAGAGCCUGUGAGUAUUCAUCACACUGUGACAUCAGUCUGAAACAGGAUCUGUUUGACAGCUGCUGCGACAAAUGCACAAUGAGGACAGGCGUGCGUCCGGCUGCAGCUCCGGCUGUGCUUUGGUGCUGACGGGCUACAUGCGCCUGCUUUUACCAACAGUACAGUCUGAGCGCUGAUGGGGACGGUUGUUUCUGAGCAGAUAACGGAGGCUUGAUUAUUUCUGACGAACACUCGCCUUUUUGUUGCUGUUUUUUCUUCCACUACAAACCGCAGGGAGGACAGGGCUUCUCUUGUGCUGCUGCUGCUGCUGCCUGAGGCUUGGUGUCUCAGUGAGGGGAUGCGGGGUCUUUAACCUGCUGUAGGAUCAGGUCUGGACACGCACGGAGGCAAACGCCCAUCAUAUUUGUGCCUAUGUGCUGUUGUAAUAUACGACGUAAACAUCACAGGCACCAGCCAGGCUUUAAGGGGAACAGGACUGGUCUUUAACGCUUUGCAGGCAGCUGCCAGUAUAAUUUGCAUACGGGUUUGUUUGGGGAAAACAGCUUCAACCGCCGGCGCAGUCACUCCUCCGCCUAAGAAUCCAUUGGAUUUGUCUGCAUGGAUGUUCGUAUGUACAGCCUAUAUAUAUAUAUAUUUAUUUUUUGCUACAAGGUUAAAUUGUUGCUUAUUCAUCCCUGGAUAAAGGACCAGACCGUGGCUACUUGGCGCACUGAAUAGGUGCGUUUAAGCUCAGGUUUUCUGUUGCUGUUGGGCAGACAGACAAUAAUUCCAAUUUGUGAGCUGUGCCAUAGUGCUGUCAAUAUUCACACAAAUAUAAUUAAGCAAAUAAUAUCUUUAAACACGUGAUAUUAUUUACUUUACGGUCUAAAGUGCCACCUGCGCCAUUUGGUACAUUUUUCUCGAUGCACUUUACAUUUAAAUGGUCUUUAAAUUCGACAAUAUUUGAAUCCAGCUUUUAAUUUUUGAGUACAAUCGGUCAAAUGUGAGCAGAAUUAUUAUUAUAAUUACCUUUUAAGCAGGAUAAACUUCUCUUUUUUUCUCCUGGAGCCUUUAAAGAGCUCGUUUUGCCUUUGGAAACACCUGCGCACUUUUGGAGAGGUCCAUUUGGAUCCAUAGCGCUCUCUUUGCCUGGCUGGAUUCUACGCACAUGUAAAUAUUUCCCUUCCAGUUUUUUUGGUCCAGUCCACAAGAAAAGGGUCUCUUUGACUCAGAAAUACCACCAAUGGGCUAUUUGUAGCCUCCCAGAGAUGCUCCAGGGCUUGGCAAACGCACAAAAGGCAGCAAAAAGCGCCUCAGAGUUCAGCUGCGCACUGACUGACAAUUGUUCUUCAGUAUCAACUGUAUGACUGCUGAAUGGACCAGAAUAAGUUCAAACCAUAGGGGUGGGACAUGGUGUAUGUGAGGAGUGGGCUUUACUGUUUAAUGCCAUUGAUAUGCCAUUUUAAAAUGGUAAUUUGGAGCUUUAAUAUAUUUGGGGCCAAAAGGGCCAUUUUGGUGUUUUGGGGGCCUUCUGGGCUCUUUAAAAUUACUUUAGACCAAUUUGAUCACCCCUACAUAUUCAACAUACAUGGAAGUGUCCUUUUUUGCAGGGAUUGCUGGGAAGAAGAAGGAGGCUGUCGAGGUUGGGACUUUGGAGAGGGAGGUUUAGUCACAGCCACUCUCAAAAGGAAUCAUCCUGAUCAGGACCAGAGUCCCUGUUCUCACUGUUACAACUCCAGUAUAAGGUUCCUGUGUGAGCCUGAGGAGGAGACAUUUGAUACGUCCACAUCUGCACACAGUGACCUCAACAUCUGCACCACCUGGACAUCAUGAUGGACGAGGAGAUCAUCGAGGACCGUGCCAAGCUGAAGCAGGGCCUGGUCAAAGUGCUCCAGUGUGUGUCCACCAUCUCUUCAGCAGCAGCCGUAGUCAACCCCAUUUUUGGCGUGGCCGGUUCCUUGAUCCGGGUGGUGCUGCACCACAUCGAUGACGAGGACAUCCGCACCCUGAAGCGCGAGUUCGGCUCGGUCCACCGCGCGCUGGACGAGCUCUCUCAGAUGAAUCGCAACACGCUGGUGCAGAUCAAGAAAGAAACGCUGGACGGCCAGUACUGUCGCGUGGAGGAGAACCUGAAGAACCAGUUCAGAAAGUUCAUGGAGAUGGUGGAGGCGCGGCCAGAGCACCGCGAGCGCAAGAAGGAGGACUUCGAGGAGAGCUACUCCAAUGACUUGGGAGACCAGAACCUGCACACACUCUACGACGGCGUGGUGGGCACACCGAAGCUCUUCAGCAGACCCAUCCUGGAGGUUUACGUGAAGCACUCGCAGGGCGACCGCCGCACCAUGGAGCGACUCUGCACACGCCUCACCUACCUGUUCUGCAUCGGCCUCAUCGCCCUCAUGGGCUACGCCGCCGUCAUCGGAGACGACGAGGAGAGUCUGAGUGAGGAGUGGGCCGAGAAGAUGGAGAACGUCCAAGAGAAGAUGCAGGAGGCUCUUCGCAGGUGCAAAUGAAGAAUAAGCCUGAAGAGGAGCUUUUGUUUUCUCAGCUGCUUAUCCUUCAUAGUCCACAUUCCCUCUGUAACUCUCCUCUUUGCCUUUUCUCUCCCUAUAAGCACUUUGUAAACAUCUACUGCUUGAAACCCCUGUGACAAUGAGCGACAAUAUGUCUCAUUCUUUUCAAAACACUAUUGGUCCAAACUUCAGUCUUUGAGUUAUAGACAUGUUCAGUAUGUUCUGUCCAGGCUGAAGUGAAGACAACUAAAUUAUCACACAAUAUUUAGCCUCGGCUUCACACCACAAUUGGCUCAAAUUCACAGGAAAAUUCUUCAAAUCGGGAGGAAACUGCAGGAGUUUCAACUGAUACUGAACACUUUGAGAUAAAUCAGCCGUGGGAUCGUUACAAUUAUCACAAAUCUACUCUGAAAGCCAAAUUUUGGGUGAUACCGCAUGCUAUAUAUAACACAAAACACCACUCACAUCUAUAAAUCUGGCUUUAAGAUUCAGUGUGUGAUGUUGCAAUGUGUCCCACCCAUUAGCACUUGAAGCACUUGAGAUUAAAUGUAUUACACUACAAGUAAAUCAGUUGGAUGGAACAGGAAACACGGCUGAAUAAAACCUCAACAUUAGAGGUAGCUGUACACAUGCUCCUGUCAUACCAGUCUAACUCCACUAGAGGGCCUCAUGUGACUUCAUUACAAUCACACAGGACUAUAUGUUAUUUCUUACGUUGUUCUAUUUACAUAAUAACUGCUAUAAGACAGACGUUGCUUGCCAAACAGAGAGAGUUAUGCUUUAAGUAUAUUCUAUAUUAUAAAAAAGCAAAAACAAAGAAUCCCAAAGAGCUAUGAAUGUAACAGACAUAAAACCAUAUAGUUGCAAUCAUAUACUACUCAUGAUCAUACUGCCAUGUGCACACAGUGCAGAUUAACAGAAUAUAUGCCACAGAUAUUGUACGUUCCUCAUGCAUGGAGUCCAUGAUACACUACUUGUUGCUGUCGAGCACUACAUUUAAUGUCGUUUUACACUAAUUUCUGAGGCUGCUGUAUCGAGGUCUUUAUUUUUCUUUUGCAUUAUGAGAAUCAAAAACACUGACAGUCCAAACAUAAUCUGAUUUGUUGUAACACUACAUGUGGCAAGACACUUCACCACCGGAGGAUACACUAAAUAUAAGUUGGACAAAUUUAAAAAUUGCGAUAUGUGCUUCCAUUUCAACACUGUUUAUAUGUUUCUACACAAGUUGACUUUCUUAAUGUGGUGUCAGACGAAGCCAUAAUGUCACUGGAUGAAUCUUUCCACUCUUGACUUGUGCAAUUCUGCCACUCUUUUAUUUUCUAUUGCAUGUGCAGGAGGUGCUCCAAGUAUGUUUGUAAUAUAUAGGUAAAACUAUCAGUGGGUUUUUUGGUGUACGGCCAUUUAGAGCCUGUAAAACAUUUAAUAUCCAUUGUUUGAGGAUUUUUUUUUAUUUUACAGUUAAGCCUCAGCAUCAAAAUAGACGUUUUGUCUCUUCUCAGAUUCUCCCUCAUCUGACCAACAGUGCCUAAAUGUGCCAAUAGUUUUGUAUUAUUUUUUCUUUUAAGGGUUUUUGUCUUAAUCAUUCAAGUAUAUUUUGUGUAAGGCAUUAUGUUUUGAACGGUUCAUACGCUACAGUUUAGAUUUUAAAUGUGUGGUUAAGAUAUUGUUUGUAAAUGUUUAUCUCCUUUUUUUGUUUGUUUGUUUGUUAAAGCAAACUGUUGGUGUCAAUAGUGUCAGGUGGGUUUGGAUCGCUGCAUCAGCAAAGUCAAAAAUAGAUUAAACAUCACUAAACAAUAUCUGAUUGUCAUUAAUAGAUUUCCAAUUUAUCAGUUUUUAUAUUUUUGUCAUAUUUCACACAGGUCUAGCCGGUUUUACUCUCAUCUUUUCAACACAUAGUUCUGUCCUGAACUGGUUUAUUGUUCUGUGGCACUGUGCCAUAUCUCCUAUUGUUACAACAGAUUCAGUACAGGCGACAUAAAUAAUGUUAAAAUGCUGUUGAUGUGGAGGAAUAUUAUAUGAACCUCCUAAAGGCUUUCUUGAAAUGCCAUAUAUGUGAAUACGUUGCCUUUUUUGUUAUGAAUCUUUGAUGUCUGGUUGUAUAUGUGCCACUAUAAAUAAACAUGAGUGAAUAACACUGA